CACUGAGAUCCAACAAUCCCACCACCUCCCCGGACCUUGUAGCUGAGAAGUACUUCCAUGCGUACUUGCCGCUUAUCCGUGCUCUUUGUAUGUGUACUAACACUACUAGUGAUUCGAAGCACACCUGGACAGGCCCGCUCUGACAUUGCCAAACAAUUGUAUGGAAACUUGGCCAUCACUAAGCCUCCAACUCCUCUAAGCCUCAACUCGGCGCUCACAGAUAUCGUAGGGACAGUGGAAAAUCUCACGAACUUCGAUUAUAAUCUGCAACGCGCUUUGCUAUGGAGCGCCGGGUGGGUACAAGCGAACCCUGAAUAUACUGACUCUAUUUCCAGCUCGAAUGAUGCUACUCCGUAUGUGCAAGUGUACGUCCAUUGCGGCCAGGAGAUGAGCGAUAUCUUCCUCUCCUCCCAGAUAUUUGAAUCGACGGCAUGCGAGCUCACAGUCAAGGAGUGUAAAAGCAACGUCAUCAGCUUCACAGAGUCGACAUGUGAUCCAAGUUACGUUGAAACCAGAACUGCGUGUGCCACCAACCCUGAGCGUGGGUCUUGGAAAUUCUCUCUCGAGCAGAAGAAUGGACCAAUUUGGUCCAUAGACGGCCAAAUUGACGGGACCUUCGACCCUCAGUUGUUCCAAUACAAUGACAGUGGCAGCAAUACGACAAUUUACAUGUUGGCACAAAAGGGCUCCUGGAGUAUGGACGACGACACGUGUCCAAACGGCGCUCAAUUUAUCGUACCAUGUCGACAGAUACCCGCUGAUGAUAAUACGUGGUGCGAACCUGAAAUCGAGGAAAAUGUUCGAUCUUGGGCGGAAACUGGAGUGUUUCCUACACGUGACGAUGCAACCGAUACAACUGAUGCGACUGCAAGUUCCAGUGGGUCCAGCAAAGCUACAAUAGUCGGGAUUGUACUUGCAAUCGCCGCAGUAGCUUUUGUCGCGGUUGUUGUCGUUCUUCGACGACGUCGUUCCCAAGCAAGUCAAGAUCGAGGGCUUAAAGGGCAAACGGGCUUGUGGGAAGACGAUAUCAUCACAGCAAACCGCAUCCCGCGCGAGAAGGUCCGCGUUUUGAAGCUCAUCAGCCGCGGUGCAUUCGGUGAGGUGUAUGCUGGAAUCUACAACAACGACCAAGUUGCAAUCAAGAUGCUACUUCCAAGUACUCGCCGCGAUAUUCACCUUGUGAACGAGUUUCUGGCUGAAGCGAAAUUAACAGCAAGCAUGGAGCACCCUCGAAUUGUAACGUGCAUUGGUAUUGCGUGGGAUUCUCUUUCCGAUUUGUGUGUAGUUCUAGAGUUCAUGGAAGGUGGCGACCUGCGUACACUACUUGAGAGCUAUAAGAGAUCAAGCCACCUGGUCGGAUUUGACUGCGAAAAGACAACUAUUGCUCUACACGUGUGCCAUGCGCUAACAUAUUUACAUUCACUGGAACCUCCAAUCAUCCAUCGGGACUUGAAGUCAAGAAAUAUUCUGCUGGACGAAAUGCACGAAGCCAAGCUCACAGACUUCGGGAUUUCGCGAGAGCGACUUGAUCGAACUAUGACUGCUGGUGUGGGGACAUCGCUGUGGAUGGCUCCCGAGGUGAUGACGGGUGAAAAAUACGACGAUAAGGCGGACAUCUUCUCGUUUGGAGUCGUGCUGAGUGAAUUGGACACCCACAGUCUACCAUACGCCCAGGCGAGACAGGAGAUGCAGCUUUCACAUGGGCGGCAAAUGACGGACGCCACUCUUUUGCAAAAAGUGGCCAUGGGAACUGUUACGGUAGAGUUUUCAGAUGUAGGUCCGAAGUCCAUGACAGAUCUUGGCUGCGCUUGCAUUUCGAUAGACCCGACCUUGCGACCUAGUGCAGCUGAAGCUCUUUUCAAACUUCAGGUUAUCCUGUCGAAGGAGCUAGUGUAAAAUCUUUCUCCAAAAGUUGCAAGGCACGGGGCGGCUACGUGUCGUAGCGUUUACUACAAGUAAUUCACAGAAAAUCAUAUCAUCCAGUGAAUGAGCUGAAGGUUGGGACCAUAAUUUAUGUUUAAUGUAGAAUAUUGCAUGGCUAGGAAG
Molecule: messenger RNA, 2046 nt
Organism: Phytophthora nicotianae INRA-310
Lineage: Eukaryota; Oomycota; Peronosporomycetes; Peronosporales; Peronosporaceae
Product: TKL protein kinase
Exons: 1
Coding region: 58-1896 (612 amino acids)
Biological process (GO): protein phosphorylation
Molecular function (GO): ATP binding; protein kinase activity
Source: RefSeq, a predicted model, not a curated record